AUGACGGCGGGGGGCCUUGUGCAUUGGAAACGGCAAGAGUGGCGAAACUCCAAAAUUUGCAUUGAUAGAUUGAGAACGGAGCUACAAACUGAGCUCCAGGCUUGUGAAUAUGACGGUAAUAAGGUGAGGCGGCUUGAAGUGGAUCUUAAAAAGGAGUUACUAAAGGAGGAGUAUUGGAAGCUAAAGUCUCGGGUACAGUGGUUAUGCAAAGGGGAUAAGAACACCAAAUUUUUUCACUUGAAAGUUCUAGUCUGGAGACGAGUUAAUCGAUUACUCGGGCUUGAGGAUCCAAGUGGAGUUUGGCAUGCGGAAGCAUAUGAUAUUAGAAGGAUUGUGGAAUCCUAUUUUCAGGAUCUCUUCUCUUCUGAUAACCCAAUGGGUGUUGGUGCCGUUCUGGAGUGUGUUCGGGCAUCUGUUACUUCUCAGGACAAUAUGUCUCUGAGCCAGCCGGUUCUAGAGGAUGAGGUGUUGGCUGCCGUCAAGCAACUAGACCCUAUUAAAUCACCUGGGUCGGAUGGAUUCAUUGGCAGUUUCUACCAGAAAUUCUGGUCCACUAUUGGUGAUGACAUUCUAGGGUUGGUGCAGAGCUUUUUCCAUUAUGGACGGAUGUUCAGGAAGUUGAAUCACACUCACAUUGCUUUGAUCCCAAAAGUGCGGAAUCCUAUGAGAAUGACAUAA
This is a messenger RNA of Prunus armeniaca (apricot), 678 nucleotides long. NCBI's taxonomy places the organism in Eukaryota, Viridiplantae, Streptophyta, Magnoliopsida, Rosales, Rosaceae. The record is from the annotation of a GenBank genome assembly.